Molecule: messenger RNA, 1116 nt
Organism: Porites lobata
Lineage: Eukaryota; Metazoa; Cnidaria; Anthozoa; Scleractinia; Poritidae
Source: the annotation of a GenBank genome assembly
AUGCAAAGAAAAGGUCAAGCCCUUAGUCCAAGUGAAGUUGCAAGAAGGAAGAAACUUAACCGUGAAAGAGUCAGAAAAUACAGGCAAAGACAAAAAGAGAAGAAAGCAGAAAACUCUUCCCAAGACCAAGAUGUAUCACAAGCUUACCAAACACCUCAAGCUCUAGGCAAGGCUCUUGGUAAGGUCAGCAGAGUGCUUCCCAAAAGCCCCAGAAAACGGAAGGCUGUGGUUUUCAAACUAGCACAUGCUUCAGGUUUUCUUGGGAAAAAGAAGUGCACUAGAGGUAACAGGGGUCUUCCAAAAGAGACGGUACAUCUUGUUAAAGAUUUCUUUCAGCUUGACUCCAUCUCUCGCCAAGACCAAGGCAGAAAAGACUUUGUCACUGUUCGGGAAAACAACACAAAACAUAUCCAGAAAAGGCACUUGUUGUGGUCCCUAAGGGAAUGUUAUAGCAUAUUCAUGAAAGAAAACCCCACCACUGAGAUUGGCUUUAGUAAGUUUUGCUCCUUAAGGCCAGUGAAUGUCUUGCUUUCUGCUGCCAUGCCUAGAGAUGUUUGUCUUUGUAAGUAUCAUGAGAAUAUCAAAAUGCUUUGUGAGAGCCUGCAUAAAGAAAUAGAUGAUUUUCCAAUGUACUCAGGAACUUUUGCAGAAAAUUUUGUUUGCAACCCUGAGUCAGAACUUUGCAUGCUUGGCAACUGUAAAAAGUGUGCAAAAUGCCCUAGCUUGUUACAAAAAAUAAGGUCAAGUGCAGGAAAGCUUGAUGAGCAUGCAACAUGGUAUCAGUGGGAGCAUGUGAAACAAAUGGUGCAGGGAAAGAAAGGAAAAAGCUUGAAAAGGGUAAAGAAAAUUCAGAAAGUUCUAAAAGAGGGUACUGUUGAUGAUUUACUGGUAGAUCUAAAAGUUCAGCUGCCAUCAUUCUUAGAACAUGUGUUUGUAAAGAGACAACAGGCAAGAUUUUUCAAAGAGAAGCUAGAACAUCUGACAGAGGAAGAAGCAGUGGUGCAAGUCGAUUUUGCUGAAAAUUACAGCUGCGAGUACCAGGGAAAAGUUCAGUCAGCACAUUGGAGCCAAGACCAAGUUACCCUAUUCACUGUUGCAAUCUGGGCAAAGUCUUAG